This is a messenger RNA of Botrytis porri, 1422 nucleotides long. RefSeq lists its product as uncharacterized. The transcript has a single exon. The record is from RefSeq and is a predicted model, not a curated record. The coding region runs from base 1 to 1422 and encodes 473 amino acids. Lineage: Eukaryota; Fungi; Ascomycota; Leotiomycetes; Helotiales; Sclerotiniaceae.
AUGACUACCCAAUCCCGGAAAGACCCUCUCAGGCGAGGAACCCCGCCUAAUGAACGCAGAGAACAUCUUAGCAAAUCCCCAAACUUCCCAACCUCAUCUUCAAGACACGACCGUAUUGCUCUGAAAAGAAAAGUAUGGGAAGACAAACGACGCGACUACGAAAAGAAAUACGGAUCAAGAAUUUCGCAAAAGCUGCCUAGCUCUGAAAGCCUGGGACAGGAUUCACCGAAUAAGAAGUUGAGAAACGGUUCAGAUCAAGGAUGGGGAAAGCUCAACGAAUCUCCCACUGACCCUUCAGAGGGAGAAGGAGUCCAUUGGCUCGAUGCACUCGAAGCCGAAAAUCUUUCGCGCACUGAAUUCACUGAUAGAAUAAAGAAGAGAUUAGCACAACCCGACCCUUAUUUCGAAUAUCGAAAGCGCAAAAAUGCAGAAUCAGAUGUCAUGAUGCAACGGCACAAAGAAAUAGCAGCAGUGAUUCUCAAAAAGAAAGAAGAAUUGUCGGCAUGGAGAUUGACGGGGAAACCACCGAGGAGAGUGGGGCGGGUAGGAGACCGGAAUACGAGUGAAGAUGAGUACCAGAGGGCGGAAAGAGAGAGAAGUGCACGACGGAGAGAAUACGCUGAAACGUCUCAGCUGAUUGAUUGGGAUGAAGUAAAAGUGUGGAACGCAGAUGAGGCAAAAUUAAAAGGGUAUGAGGAUAUGGAAGAUUGGUGGAACCUGACUCAUAAGGAAUCUCAGGAUCCUGUGAUUAAGGCUGCGAGUCAGAAAGAGCCUACUAAACCUUCUGAUUCUGGAAAAUCAAAAGGGUAUGAAGAUGUAGAGGGUUGGUGGAAGCCAUUUCAGAGAGCACCUCGGGAAUCUGUGACCACGACUGUCAAAGAUCCAGCGCGUGUUAAAUCUGCAGUCACGAGUGCAAGAUGGGGAGAAGGUCCUGGUGGGGGCGGGAAACACAUCCAGCGUUUGACCGGUGGUCAUCUACCUUUCCAAAACGAACCCGAGAGUCCGCUCAAAGCAGCCGAGAGGCUAGAAAAUCAACUCGAUGCAAAUGAAGAAUACAAAUACAGAUACAAAAAUCCUUCAGUCAAGAAAGUUCCAGAGCCACUCAAUAUAAACGAGGAAUACAAAUACAAGUACAAAAGUUCUUCAGCUAAGAUGAUCCGAAAACCACUCGAGGCAAACAAGCAAGAGCAGGUCAAAAAGUCUUCACCCAUCGAAGAAGCAUUUCGAAAUUCUCCACUAUCAUAUUUUCACUAUUUUAAAAACGAUCGCGCAGCAGCAGAUGUGAGUUGGAAGGAGAUUCUGAUACUAGUAGUCACUGGAAUGUUGGUAGCAGAAUUGGGAUUGACGAUUGCAGGUGUUUCAUCUGAUAAACAAGAAAUCAGUGGGAGUUCGAAGUGGGGAUUAGGGAAGACUGUUGAAUAA